AUGGCAAGUCCAGCUAACCAAGCACGAGCUCAAUGGUAUUGGAAAUCGAAUUCUGAUCCAUGGUCAGCAAAUGCAAAAGAAGAAUGGACAAAAUAUUCUGAUAUCGAAUCAGCGAUUAUCGAAGAAGUAUUUAAUGGAAAAAAUAAAACAAAACUAGCUGAACUAGAUAAUUAUUCGAUUAAUUUACACGAUUACAUUCAAAUCAGUAAAUCGGAUCCAAAUAAACAACGGCAAAUAAAGCGAGUUCUAAUUAGUAGAUAUGAAAAUCAAGAAGCUGCCUUAAAAAAACCACCAAACAUACAGCGGAACUCUAUCGAGGAGCAACCAUCGAUCAAAACAUGCUUAAGUCGUAUGAGGAAGCGACUGGCCAGAGCAGAUGCUGGGACGGCUUUACCUCAACCAGCAGAAACCCUCAAAAAGCGCAAAAGUUCGGCAACACCUUGUUUAUUAUCGACGCCACCAAAAAUGGUGGCUUGGACCUUUCGCCACAUUCCCAAUACGAUGAAGAAGAAGUCCUACUUCCCCCAGGAACACUAUUUACGGUCACCGACGUCAAGAAAACCAAAACCAAAACAUGUAUCUAUUUGA
Didymodactylos carnosus is the source of this 588-nucleotide messenger RNA. NCBI's taxonomy places the organism in Eukaryota, Metazoa, Rotifera, Eurotatoria, Philodinida, Philodinidae. The record is from the annotation of a GenBank genome assembly.